Sporisorium graminicola is the source of this 1389-nucleotide messenger RNA. RefSeq lists its product as uncharacterized. The coding region runs from base 1 to 1389 and encodes 462 amino acids. Gene Ontology annotation, molecular function: ubiquitin binding. Lineage: Eukaryota; Fungi; Basidiomycota; Ustilaginomycetes; Ustilaginales; Ustilaginaceae. The transcript has 2 exons. The record is from RefSeq and is a predicted model, not a curated record. Gene Ontology annotation, biological process: Golgi organization; membrane fusion; autophagosome assembly. Gene Ontology annotation, cellular component: nucleus; cytosol.
AUGGACGAGAACAUUCAACAGUUCGCCUCAAUCACCGGCGCUUCGACCGAACGCGCUCGAUUCUUCCUCGAGGCCGCAGGUGGCGACCUGCAGACCGCCAUGUCGAGUUUCUACGAAUCCGAACCCUCGCAGUCCGAGGCAGGCGCGGAAGCGGAAACAGAUGCAGCUGGCACCAAUGAGAGCUCGACUCCUGCCGUUUCGGACACGUACACGGGCCCGCGAACACUGUCGGGUCAGCCUGUGGAUCCUUCCGCUGUCUCUGGCUUCGGCGCCUCGUCAGCCUCGAGCAGAGCUUCCCGUCCGGCAGCCAGCGGUGCGAGCCGUGGCGGCAUCGCGACAUUCCGCGACCUUCAGUCUGCUAGCAGCGGUGGUCCUAGCAGAAGAGCCGGUGAUGAUGACGACGAGGACGACGAUGCCGACGACGACGAGAUGAACUAUUUCGCCGGUGGUGAGAGGAGCGCGCUCAGCGUCGAGAACCCGGAAGCACGUCGUCGCAGGGAUCAGACAGGUGGAGAUCUGGUGCAGGAGAUUCUGCGCCGUGCUGCUGAAGAGGGCAAGCGUCACCCCGAGGAGCUGGCAGCUGCUGGCUCCAAAUCGUCUGGCAGCCGACCCUCGGCUUCCUCCUCCUCGUUGGCCUUCACCGGUCGCGGCAGGACCAUCAACGACGCUGCCGAGGCCGAACCGUCGUCCUCCUCCGCCGCUGCCACCUCGAUGCCCGGUGGCUUUGGCAACAGGCCUGGCGCUGGCAAUUCCACUGACGAUGAUGACGAAGAGGACGGAGAGGGAGAAGUGGCGAUUCGCAACCUCACCUUCUGGCAGGAUGGCUUUUCGAUCGAAGAUGGCGAGCUCAUGCGCUACGACGAUCCCGCACAUGCCCAGACGCUGGCCGCCAUCAACUCGGGACACGCUCCUUUGGACUUACUCAACAUUCGCUUCGGCCAGCAGGUGCACGUCCACGUGCAUCGCCGCACCGACGAAAAGUACAAGCCGCCACCCAUGAAGGCGUUUGGCGGUUCGGGCAAUCGACUCGGCUCACCUGCACCUGCUUCCUUUGCUUCCACGCCUCGAUCGGAGCCCCCUGCUGCCGCUGCCGCUGCCGGUGCUUCUGCUUCGGCAAGUGCAGGUAGCCAAGACUUCCAGGUGGACGCUGACAAGCCCACCACUCAACUGCAAGUUCGAUUGGGCGACGGUCAGAGAAUGACGGUUAGACUCAACACGCAUCACACGGUAGCGGAUUUGAGGAGCUAUAUCAAUGCGGCCAACCCGGGAUUGUCGACUCGAAGCUAUACGCUCAACGCCUCGUUCCCACCAAAGCCGCUGAUGGACGAGUCGUUGACGCUGCAGGAAGCAGGGUUGCUCAAUGCGGUGGUAAUUCAGAAGUUCCAGUGA